This is a messenger RNA of Beauveria bassiana ARSEF 2860, 2166 nucleotides long. Its product is annotated as C6 transcription factor. The record is from RefSeq and is a predicted model, not a curated record. Bases 1 to 2166 code for a protein of 721 amino acids. The transcript has 4 exons. Gene Ontology annotation, molecular function: DNA-binding transcription factor activity, RNA polymerase II-specific; zinc ion binding; RNA polymerase II cis-regulatory region sequence-specific DNA binding. Lineage: Eukaryota; Fungi; Ascomycota; Sordariomycetes; Hypocreales; Cordycipitaceae. Gene Ontology annotation, biological process: DNA-templated transcription; positive regulation of transcription from RNA polymerase II promoter by galactose. Gene Ontology annotation, cellular component: nucleus.
AUGGCAGAUUCGGAGGCCCCCGCAACCGGCUCUAAGCGCCGUCGUAUUGCCCUCGCAUGUACUUCUUGUCGGACCAGAAAGUCUAGGUGCGAUGGGCGACGACCCACGUGUUCAACGUGCCAUCAGCUGGGGUUCGAAUGCCAAUAUGAUGCGCCAGACUCCACGACAAACAUUAUUAUACAAAAGGACUAUGUUUCAGGGCUCGAGAAACGAAUGCAACAUGUCGAGCAUCUCAUCCAAAGACACGAUGACCUGCUGACAGGACAUUUGUCCUCCUGUGUCCCAACUCGAGAGUAUUGUCAAGACCUGCCAGGUGGUCCGUUGCCAUUGAGAGACGCGCACGCGAGUGACGACGGCAUGGAGAUUGACGCUUCUGUCAUUGAAUCCGAAGAUUCAGGGACCGAAACGGACGCUAGGACUGACGGACUAGCCAUAACCUUUGUCGAUGAGCGCGCCGCAGCGUACUUUGGCGAGUCGUCAAAUAUUGGCUUCGUUCGCUACCUUGUUGCCUCGAUUUCCGCAAUUUGGGGGGUAAAAACACCAGAAGGACCCCAGCUCAGUAAAAAAGUUGAUGGAGAUGGAAGACGCGGUGCGAUGCUAUCGUCAGAGCACUCUCCCCUUGGGGCCUUGCCAACAACCCCGCAGUCUCUGGCAACAUGUUCGCGCUUGCCAGCAGUAGGUGACAUGGAAGUCAUGAUGAAUCGAUAUUUCAACACCAUGGGGCUUUUAUUCCCCUUCUUACAUGAGGCUACUUUUCGACAGACGUACAGCGCCUUCAAAGCGAGUGGCUUCAACAAGGUCCGACAAACUUGGCUUGGGGAGCUGAACCUGAUGUUUGCCAUUGCAAGCAACAUCAACAGAAAACAGGGCAAAACCUCGAAACAGUGCUUUCAAGAAUCACUGGUCUACUAUAAAAGAGCAAUGUCACUGUGUGGUGCCUCGUCGUUGCGAACUGUCAGCCUCGACAUUGUUCAGUUCCUUCUUCUGCAAGCGCUUUACCUUCAAGGUACACCUCAAGCGGGAGAGGCCUGGAGCGUGCAUGGGUUACUGGUCAGGAGUGCAAUCGCACUUGGUUUGCAUAGCGACAAGGUUGGACGACAGCUAAACGAAAUUGUACAGGAGAUGAGGAACCGAACCUGGCACACUAUAUACUGUCUGGAUACUGUCUUGAGCGCAACGUUUGGCCGUCCUUGCGCAAUACGCCCAGCGCACAUGACAAUUCGUUUACCGAAGCCGUGGCCUGUACCAGAGAACUUUCAGCCUUGUAAUGAAACCGAAGUGGCGCAAACGGCAACCGAUUUUUUGUCGCUCUCCGUUCAGUUGUACCAGAUCAUGGGUCUCUCUAUCGAAGCCCAGUACAAUGGCAAUCUCGGGACUGAUCAAAGCGAGGACGAAGUUUCUAUGCUCCAAACUGCUAGCAGACUGAGGAAGAAGCUUCGAAGAUGGGCAGAAACUCUACCGUCUGCAUUUUCGCUACUGCCAAGUAGCUCGCCCGAGUUGAAGCACAGCUCUAGGAUGAAUAAAUUGCGAGCAAUCACGACGGUCAGGUACCAUAGUGUGUCCAUCUUGAUUCACCGACCAUUACUCUACGCUACUCUCAAGUAUCUGUCCAAGAUCAACGGGAGGCACGACACGGAGCUGCCGUACACGACACAGCUGGCCAUGGCCGAGGCAUUCGAGUGUAUUUCUUCUGCGGAAGAGACGAUUGGAAUGGCAGCCUCGGUCUUUGGCGACGGUCCAGUUGAAGAUGGCAACCUUGGUGUGCGGUUUUUCACGCUUUACUACGUCUUUACCGCAGCGCUCGUGGUAUGCGGUGGUAUGCUUUGCGCCCGACACAGUCACCGCAUUAAUGCACAAACAGUUCUUGCCCAAGGCCGCCUGAAUCUCGUCAAAGCGGCAGAUGCACUCGAAAAUUUAGACAAUAGUAAUCCACUUGUCGAGAGAUGCGUCAAGUAUAUACGAUAUUUGUCCAAACUGCAAGAUUACCGAUCUGAUUCUGGCAGCUCUAAUGCUCCGUCUGAGGUAUUUGACGCUUUUCAGCAUAUGGACGGCGUCGAUUUCAUGGGCAUGGUGGACUUGUUGGACGAUGACAGUGGCCUCGGCCCGUAUUUAGCUGCCGAGCUCUUUGACGCUUCCACAAUCGAUUCACUGACGUUGCCAUUGUAA